AUGUACGCUGCUGCCAAGUUAUACUGCUCUCCAGAUCAGAUCAAUGCUGGUCAAGCUGCCAUUAACACGACUUGCACCUCGUAUGGAUUGAUUCAUUUGGUUCCUUACGAGACUGUCCUACCAAAUCUUACCGACACUUUCAUUGCUAGUCUACCAGUUGUCAAUUUCGAGGACAUCGGUACGGUAGCAGUUUGGAAUAGCUCCAUCUUGAUCUCUCCAUCGCUUUUCAGGACUGGCGUGGACACUGAGUCAAGUUUCGAUGAAGAAUCUGCCCUUCACCAGAAAUACGGAUGGGGUGUCUAUGGCUUCUGGGGUGGUGUUCUCCUGAUCGGCAUCGUCACUCGAUUUAUCAAAUUCCUUCCACAUAAGAGCCUCAGUCAGCGUUCGUCGGAACAGGAGGUUGAAUCGCAGCAAAAAGCGAGCCGAUCUAGACCUUACACAGUCCUUGAGAAGAUCCAUGGCUGGACACAGACCAAAUUCAUCAUCCCACCUAUAAUAGGCUCUUAUCAUAGACGACUCUUUUGGGGCUGCUCCAUUCCAACUCGUAUAGAAACCAUCGUGUUGACAGCGUAUUGGACAUGGUCACUUAUCAUUUGUAGUGUCAGUUACAAAGCAUUUUGGCCAAACCUCUACUACACACCGAGUGACCAAAUCUGGCGGUAUGUCUCAGAUCGCACUGGUACUAUGGCAUACGCGAACCUUCCCGUGAUGUGGAUGUUCUCUGGACGAAACAACGUCUUCUUGUGGGCGACAGGGUGGGAAUUUUCGACUUUUAAUAUCUUUCAUCGACACAUCGCGCGAAUCGCCACAAUUCAAGCCAUUGUUCAUUCUGUUGGAUACUCGGUCAUGGAGUUGAAAUCGAAGUCAUACAAUUUUGAUUGGACGGAACAGUACUGGUAUAUGGGCGCGAUUGCUACUAUAUCGAUGAGUUUGAUUCUAGGAAGCUCUUCUAUCCUUGUUCGUCAGAAAGCCUAUGAAAUCUUCCUCGUGCUGCACGUCGUCUUGUCAAUCGUGACUUAUGGUUGGACUGUUCUUGUAAGCCAUACCAAGAUCUUUCUCAGUCAGUACGAUCCGUAUGUCUGGCCUCUGGUAGCUAUUUGGUGCUUCGAUCGCUUUGCUAGGAUUGUCCGCCAAGUCUACUGUAACAUUCACGUCAGUCUCUCUGGAGACAUGUCGACGUCCAAGAGCACAGUCGAAUACAUCAAAGAUGCAGAUCUUCUGGUCCUCAACGUGACUGCGGGAUCUCAAUUAUUGAAGCCAAAGCCGAACCAGCACUACUUUCUUUACCAACCUUUCAAAUGGCGUGGAUGGGAGAACCAUCCGUUCACUGUUGCGAGCUGGACCAACAACGGCGACGAGUCCCAUCCGGCAUCUCCAGUAGAUAGUAUUCAGAGCAUCAAUCUUUCACCCACGACAGGGAAAGAUGACAGCGAGAUUGCUGUCUUCCCAGUCGCCACCCCAAUUCCUGCUAUCCGCCCAUCUGGAACCACACUCACGUUCUACAUCCGUCCCUCCACAACGUCCAACAUCUCAUUCACAGCCCAGCUCCGCUCUCUGUGCUCAUCAUCAGAUCAACCCGUCCCACUCACCAUCCUCUUAGAAGGACCAUACGGGCACAGCACUCCUCUUCACAACUACGACAACGUCCUCCUCAUCACAGGCGGCACUGGAGUCUCUGCCGCACUUCCUUACCUCAAGUCUCAUCUCCAACCAGGGACCACAAAUCGUACACGGAAUCUUCGCUUCGUGUGGGCUGCUAAGCAAGUCCCUAUGGUCCACGAAAUCUUCCACCGGGAACUUGAGAACCUGCCUAUGAAUGAGACUGCGAAUCUGAGUGUGUUCGUGACGGGAGAAGAUGCAUUGACUCAACAGAUUAGUGGAGAUAUCUCGGAGACUGUGAAAGAAGUGAGGCAGGAGAUGAUGGCUCUAAAUAUAAAGUACGGAAGACCGGAUGUGAAGCGGAUUAUUGAGGAGAUGGUGGAUGAGAAAGGGAAUGAGAGUUUGGCGGUGUUGGUUUGUGGUCCGGUUGGGAUGGCGGAUGAGGUGAGGGCUGCGGUGGGUGCGUGCUUGAAUGGAGGGGCUAGGAGGGUGGAGUUUGUGGAGGAGGUUUUUGGGUGGUGA
Molecule: messenger RNA, 2121 nt
Organism: Mollisia scopiformis
Lineage: Eukaryota; Fungi; Ascomycota; Leotiomycetes; Helotiales; Mollisiaceae
Exons: 7
Coding region: 1-2121 (706 amino acids)
Biological process (GO): copper ion import; intracellular iron ion homeostasis; iron ion transport
Cellular component (GO): plasma membrane
Molecular function (GO): ferric-chelate reductase activity
Source: RefSeq, a predicted model, not a curated record